Messenger RNA from Helicoverpa zea (corn earworm), 1189 nucleotides. RefSeq lists its product as uncharacterized. The record is from RefSeq and is a predicted model, not a curated record. The transcript has 5 exons. Bases 152 to 805 code for a protein of 217 amino acids. Lineage: Eukaryota; Metazoa; Arthropoda; Insecta; Lepidoptera; Noctuidae.
AAAGCACAGUCAUGUAACCCAGGUAUCAUCCCAUGUGUCGAUAAGGGUGCGCGCGCACAUCACACCCGCGCUGGCUUCCUCCAUAUAAAACGAUCGCUCGACGCUAACGCAUCAGUCUGUGACGGCACCUUCUCACACACAGUACACGAAAAUGAGGCAGUUGGUGAUUUUAGCCCUUUUCGCGGCGUUUGCGCACGCGCAGUUCCAGAACGGACGUAUUCUAGAGCCCCCAGUACCCUCGCUGUGUGUGCAGAGGACCAUCCACGAGAGAUUCGUAGACAACAAAGGCUACUUCUUCUCAUGGAGAGACCCAGCGCUCCGAGGAGUUGAGGAGGACUGGUUGAGUGCCAGGAACUACUGCAGACAGCGCUGCAUGGACCUCGUCUCCUUGGAGACCAGUGACGAGAAUGAAUGGGUGAAAGCACGCAUCGUGCAGGACAAGCAAAAAUACAUCUGGACAUCGGGUCGCCUCUGCGACUUCAAAGGAUGCAACCGUCCUGACUUGCUGCCCAAUGAGGUCAACGGCUGGUUCUGGACCGCUGAGCUGCAGAAGCUGGCUCCCACCACGAACCGUCAGCAGAACGACUGGUCUGAGGGCGGCGGCAUCGGCAAACCUCAGCCCGACAACAGGGAGUUACUGCAAGGCGGUGCUGCGGAACACUGCGUGGCUAUCCUGAACAACUUCUACAACGAUGGCGUCCACUGGCACGACGUGGCCUGCCACCACCGCAAGCCCUUCGUCUGCGAGGAAAACGACGCCCUUCUCAAAUACGUGCGAUACACCAACCCCAACCUCAGAGUUUGAUCCGAUCAUCACAGCUUUACGCUAACACAUAAAUAAUUAGAUUUAAAUAAAAAAAAAAAACUAUUUUGUAAGCAGAAAGCAUAGACUAUUCUAACGAUUAUUUAUAUUUUUUUUAAUUUCUCUUCUCCGUCUUACGCAAUAGUCGUGCUUACAAGAAAAAUAUGAGGUAAUAGCCGCUAUUACAACCAACCAAAUAUGUCAUCGUAAAAGCUACAAAAACUGCUAAAACUCGAUUUUAUCCAAAAAUGAACGAUCCGGUCAUAGCUUUAAAUACCUCAUUACAUAAAUAUUUAUUACAGUAUUGUACAUUACUUUAGUCAUUAUCAGAUGCAGUCGACGAAUAAAAAAUAUUUAAGAUCUGUCAAUAAAGACUGUUUUAAUUAA